AGCAGAGGAAGCUGCUGUGGCGGCGGCCCUCGGAGCUCACCAUGAAGACCCGCUUUAGCACCAUUGACCUCCGCGCGGUUCUUGCAGAGUUGAAUGCCAGCUUGCUAGGAAUGAGAGUACACAAUGUUUACGAUGUGGAUAACAAGACAUACCUUAUUCGUCUUCAAAAACCAGACUUUAAAGCUACACUUUUGCUUGAAUCUGGCAUACGAAUUCACACAACAGAGUUUGACUGGCCUAAGAAUAUGAUGCCAUCUAGUUUUGCUAUGAAGUGCCGAAAACAUUUGAGGAGUCGGAGAUUAGUCAGUGCAAAACAGCUUGGUGUGGACAGAAUUGUAGAUUUUCAAUUUGGAAGUGAUGAAGCCGCUUAUCACUUAAUCGUUGAACUCUAUGACAGGGGGAACAUUGUUCUUACAGAUUAUGAGUACCUAAUUUUAAAUAUCCUAAGGUUUAGAACUGAUGAGGCAGAUGAUGUUAAGUUUGCUGUUCGAGAACACUACCCAGUUGAUCAUGCUAGAGCUGCUGAACCUUUGCUUACCUUGGAAAGACUGGCUGAGAUAAUAUCUACUGCACCUAAGGGAGAACUACUGAAGAGAGUUCUUAAUCCUUUACUUCCUUAUGGACCAGCUCUUAUUGAGCACUGUCUAAUAGAAAAUGGAUUCUCUGGCAAUGUCAAAGUGGGUGAAAAAUUUGAAAGUGAAGAUAUUGAAAAAGUACUUGUUUGUCUAAAGAAAGCAGAAGAGUAUAUACAAACAACAUUCAACUUCAGCGGCAAGGGCUAUAUCAUUCAGAAGAGAGAAAUAAAACCAAGUCUGGAGAUAGAUAAACCAACAGAAGACAUACUCACGUACGAGGAAUUUCAUCCUUUCUUAUUUUCUCAGCAUUCACAAUGUCCAUAUAUAGAAUUUGAAUCAUUUGACAAGGCUGUGGAUGAAUUUUAUUCCAAGAUAGAAGGCCAGAAGAUAGACUUAAAGGCUUUACAGCAGGAAAAACAAGCAUUGAAGAAAUUAGAUAAUGUCCGAAAAGAUCAUGAAAACCGGUUAGAAGCGCUUCAGCAGGCUCAGGAAAUAGAUAAACUUAAAGGAGAACUGAUAGAGAUGAACCUGCCCGUAGUUGACAGAGCCAUUCAGGUAGUUCGAAGUGCUUUAGCCAACCAGAUAGACUGGACGGAGAUCGGAUUAAUUGUGAAAGAAGCUCAAGCCCAAGGAGAUCCUGUUGCAAGUGCAAUCAAAGAGUUGAAACUACAGACAAAUCACGUUACGAUGCUGCUGAGAAAUCCAUACUUGUUAUCAGAGGAGGAAGAUAAUGAUAUUGAUGAUGGCAUCGGUGUUGAGAAAAAUGAAACUGAACUACUAAAAGGAAAAAAGAAAAAGCAAAAGAAUAAACAGUUGCAGAAGCCUCAGAAAAAUAAACCCAUGCUUGUUGAUGUUGACCUCAGCCUAUCAGCAUAUGCCAAUGCCAAAAAGUAUUAUGAUCAUAAGAGAUACGCUGCUAAGAAAACACAGAAGACUGUUGAAGCUGCUGAGAAGGCAUUCAAAUCAGCAGAAAAGAAAACGAAGCAAACCCUAAAAGAAGUCCAAACGGUUACUUCUAUUCAGAAAGCAAGAAAAGUGUAUUGGUUUGAGAAAUUUCUGUGGUUCAUUAGUUCUGAGAACUAUCUAAUUAUAGGUGGACGAGAUCAGCAACAGAAUGAAAUCAUUGUGAAAAGGUACUUAACCUCAGGGGACAUUUAUGUACAUGCUGAUCUUCAUGGUGCAACCAGCUGUGUAAUUAAGAACCCAACAGGAGAGCCAAUCCCACCUCGGACCCUGACGGAAGCUGGCACAAUGGCACUUUGCUAUAGUGCUGCUUGGGAUGCACGAGUUAUCACAAGUGCUUGGUGGGUGUACCAUCAUCAGGUGUCCAAAACAGCACCAACUGGAGAAUAUUUGACAACAGGAAGUUUCAUGAUAAGAGGAAAAAAGAAUUUUCUUCCUCCUUCAUAUCUAAUGAUGGGAUUUAGCUUCCUCUUUAAGGUAGAUGAGUCUUGUGUCUGGAGGCACCGGGGUGAACGGAAAGUCAGGGUGCAGGAUGAAGACAUAGAGACACUCACAAGUUGCACAAGGGAACUUCUAUCAGAAGAACUGGAACAACUAGAUGGAGGUGAUAGUAGCAGUGAGGAGGAUAAAGAGGAACUGCUUGAAACGCCUGUUGAAGAAGAACUCAUGACUCAGAUUGACCAAGAGGCCAGUACUGUUCAGAGUGGUGGAGAUGAUCUAAAGGAGGAACUGAUUCAGGAAGAAAGUUCAGAGGAUGAAGGAGAAUCUGAAGAGGUGGUAAAAGAUGAGGAACCAAUUGGUGAAAUGAAAGAUGAAGAAGGAGAGACAUUAAGUUAUCCUGACACUACCAUUGACUUGUCCCAUCUCCAGACCCAAAGGCCCCUCCAUAAAUUAUCUUCAAAAGAGGAAGCUCCUAACUUGAGUGACAGUAAAUUACAGAGCCGGAGACAUUUGUCAGCCAAGGAAAGAAGAGAAAUGAAGAAGAAAAAGCUUCCAGAUGAUUCUGGGGCUCUAGAAGAGACGCAGGGCAAGGACCAGGAGAGGGAGACACAUCAGAACACAAGCAGAAGCGUGCCAGCCGGCCAGCCGGUGAAGCGAGGACAGAAGAGUAAAAUGAAAAAAAUGAAGGAAAAAUAUAAAGACCAGGAUGAAGAAGAACGUGAGCUUAUCAUGAAAUUGCUGGGGUCUGCAGGCUCAAAUAAAGAAGAAAAGGGGAAGAAAGGAAAAAAAGGGAAAACAAAAGAUGAACCUGUAAAGCAGCAGCCUCAGAAACCUAGAAGUGGGCCCAAAGUGGCUGACCUCAAGAAAGAAACUCCCUCCCUAGCGGUCCUAACUCCUGAGUUGAAAGACCUGUCUGCAGAGGAUCCGCAUGAUGACAAGGAAGAGCAAGAUCUGGAUCCACAGGGCAAUGAGGAAAAUCUGUUUGAUUCUUUGACAGGGCAGCCACAUCUUGAAGAUAUUCUACUAUUUGCCAUUCCAAUAUGUGCCCCUUACACCACCAUGGCUAACUAUAAAUAUAAAGUGAAGCUUACUCCUGGAGUUCAGAAAAAGGGAAAAGCUGCAAAAACAGCCUUGACUAGUUUCAUGCAUUCCAAAGAAGCAACCGCCAGGGAAAAGGACUUAUUCCGCAGCGUAAAGGACACAGAUUUAUCAAGAAACAUCCCUGGCAAAGUGAAAGUGUCUGCGCCCAAUCUUCUGAAUGUAAAAAAGAAAUAGCUGAAAUGAAAUACUAAAAUAUGAGAAGAGCCAAUUUUGUAGCCUUUUGGAAGUUGAAAACAUCAUGUAAUAAGACUUCUGAAUUUCAAUAAUGAACUAAAGAUUGCCUUGCUGUUUGCCAAAAGGACUUCCUCUUGUUUUUUUCUCCGUUUUAUAUAGAGGAAACAGUAUAUGGUAGGAUUUCCUAAAAUAUUUGUGGAUACUUAAAACUUAAAUACUAUGAUUGUAUACAGCUAUAGUUAUUCCCUACAUUUACUUGAAAAUUGAGAGGCUAAUAUGAGUAUUCAUUUACUUGAUAUUCUGUAUAUAAAUUCUAAUAUAUAUACCUAUAUAUGA
Molecule: messenger RNA, 3590 nt
Organism: Echinops telfairi (small Madagascar hedgehog)
Lineage: Eukaryota; Metazoa; Chordata; Mammalia; Afrosoricida; Tenrecidae
Gene: NEMF
Product: nuclear export mediator factor
Exons: 33
Coding region: 42-3254 (1070 amino acids)
Biological process (GO): ribosome-associated ubiquitin-dependent protein catabolic process; rescue of stalled cytosolic ribosome
Cellular component (GO): RQC complex
Molecular function (GO): ribosomal large subunit binding; tRNA binding
Source: RefSeq, a predicted model, not a curated record